AUGGCGCGUAAGAAGUCUGACCAGAAUGGCGCACUCGCCCAGCCCGGCGCGAACGGCAGCCUCGCAAAUGGCAGUACCAAGCCGAGCGCGACGCCUGCGACAGCCCAGAAGCAAGCCGGCGUAACCGAGCUGGUCAUCUGCGUCGCCGGCAUAUACGCCUCAUUUCUGUCAUGGGCCCUCCUCCAGGAGCGCAUCACGACGACGCGCUACGGUCCCCCGGCCGCGCCCGAAACCUUUACCUACUCGAUCUUCCUGAACACGGUGCAGUCAGCCUUCGCGGCGCUGACGGGCUACGCAUACCUGAUCUCGUCCAAGCCCAAGGGUGGCCCCGUGCCGCCCAUCUUCCCGUCGCAGCGCAUCUUCUUCCCGCUGGCGCUGGUGGCCGUGACGUCGUCGCUGGCGUCGCCGUUCGGCUAUGCCAGCCUCAAGUACAUCGACUACGUGACGUUCAUCCUGGCCAAGAGCUGCAAGCUGCUGCCGGUCAUGUUCCUGCACCUGACCGUCUUCCGCAAGCGCUACCCGCUGUACAAGUACGCCGUCGUGGCGCUGGUGACGAUGGGCGUCGCCGUCUUCACGCUGCACCACCCGUCGACGGCGAAAAAGGCGGGCAAGCACAACAGCGCCAACGCCGUGGGUAACAACACGACGUGGGGCCUGCUGCUGCUCGGCAUCAACUUGCUCUUCGACGGCCUCACCAACUCGACCCAGGACCACAUCUUCACGGCCUUCAGGCCCUUCUCCGGCCCGCAGAUGAUGUGCGCGCAGAACAUCAUGUCGACCGUCCUCACGUCGGCGUACCUGCUGCUCUCGCCGUACAUCGCCCAGACGCCCGUCGGCGCCUUCGUCGGCAUGUCGGCGCAGGACGGCGGCGAGCUGCAGGAGGCGCUGAGCUUCGUCACGCGCUAUCCGCAGGUCGGCUGGGACGUGCUGUCGUUUGCGGCGUGCGGCGCCGUCGGGCAGGUGUUUAUUUUCUAUACCCUGUCGCACUUUUCGUCUCUCUUGCUGGUCACCGUCACCGUCACGCGUAAGAUGCUGACGAUGGUGCUGUCGGUCGUCUGGUUCGGCCACAGCAUUCAGGGCAUGCAGUGGCUGGGCGUCGGGCUGGUCUUUGGCGGCAUCGGCGCCGAGGCCGCCAUCAACAGGCGCGAGAAGAAGCAGAAGGAGAAGGCCAAGUUGGAAGCUGCUGCUGCGGCAAAGGAGGGCAAGAAGGAGUUGUAG
Messenger RNA from Lasiodiplodia theobromae, 1218 nucleotides. Its product is annotated as UAA transporter. Gene Ontology annotation, molecular function: UDP-glucose transmembrane transporter activity; UDP-galactose transmembrane transporter activity. The transcript is spliced from 3 exons. Bases 1 to 1218 code for a protein of 405 amino acids. Gene Ontology annotation, biological process: UDP-galactose transmembrane transport. Gene Ontology annotation, cellular component: endoplasmic reticulum membrane; Golgi membrane. The record is from RefSeq and is a predicted model, not a curated record. Lineage: Eukaryota; Fungi; Ascomycota; Dothideomycetes; Botryosphaeriales; Botryosphaeriaceae.